AUGGGUCUCGAACUCCCGUCAUACGUGCUUGCGGCGCUGACGGCCGCCGGCGGAGCUAUCGGCUACGCGCGGACGGGGAGCACGCCUAGUCUUGUUGCGGGGACGGCCGUCGGUCUUCUUUAUGGCCUCGGAGGCUACCGUAUCAGCAACAGUGAGCCCUACGGCAUUGAAUUGAGUCUGUUGGCCUCCGUCGUUCUCGGCGGCUCGUCGAUCCCUCGCGCCAUUCGGCUCCAGAAGCCUGUGCCCAUCGCAUUGUCCUUGAUCGCGGCGUACGGGGCGUACACGUUUGGAGAUGCUUUCCGUCGCACCUUGUAA
This is a messenger RNA of Dichotomopilus funicola, 315 nucleotides long. RefSeq names its product transmembrane proteins 14C-domain-containing protein. Gene Ontology annotation, cellular component: membrane. Bases 1 to 315 code for a protein of 104 amino acids. The transcript is spliced from 3 exons. The record is from RefSeq and is a predicted model, not a curated record. NCBI's taxonomy places the organism in Eukaryota, Fungi, Ascomycota, Sordariomycetes, Sordariales, Chaetomiaceae.